CAUCAAAUUGCUUAUCACUUGAGCCAACUCUCGUUAGUGAGUACAGAAUUAGUUUGUUUGCUUACAAUGAGACUCAUGCUGUGACUAGACGCACGCAUGACAUGUAAUUUAUCUUUAGAAAAAAAUUUAUUAAAAAAAAAAAACAAAUAAGAAAGGAAGUCACUUUUAGAGUUCGGACGUGACUUUCCCCUUUAUUUUCAUUUUUCACUCUCUUUCCCAUCUCUUUUCCCCUUUACUUUCCCUCUCAUCCAAUUCCAUUUCCUUUUUUCCCACCACCACCAUUUCCCCCGUGACCAUACAUUUUCUCUCUCCUCUCAACUCUCUCCUCUCUCACUCCUCCAUUUAACACCACUCCCUUUUCUCAUGUUUUCCCCUUCUCAACUCUUCCUCCUUUCCCACCACCACCACCACCACCACACUCCUUCAAAUUAUGCGCUCCCCGCAAUCUCAUCUUCGCAACGGCGGCGCCGAUAACCUCUCACCUCCUCCUCGUAACAAUUUCCCUCCUUCCCCUCACGAUAUCCGAUUCCAGUCUACCCUCUCUGUUCACAAACUCAAGCGUUUUAACUCGUUAAUUUUGGUCUUUCGUAUUGCUACCUUCGUCUUUUCUUUGUCAUCCUUCGUCUUUAUGCUUACUAACUCCCGCUCUUCUCCUCCUCACUGGUUCGAUUUCGAUGCUUUUCGGUUUGUGUUGGCGGCGAAUGGAAUUGUAGCGGUGUAUUCAUUGGUGGAGAUGGUGGCGGCAGUUUGGGAAAUAACAACGGGUACUACGCUUUUUCCGGAGGUUUAUCAAGUUUGGUUCGAUUUUGGUCACGAUCAGGUUUUUGCAUACAUGCUACUAUCAGCAAACUCAGCAGGAACGGCAUUGGUAAAGACAUUGAAAGGUACGGACACGUGUACGGUUACGAGUGCAUUCUGUGUGCAAUCCGACAUAUCUAUAGCCCUUGGAUUUGCUGGAUUUCUAUUCCUCGGCUUCUCCUCCUUGAUGUCUGGUUUUCGGGUUGCCUGCUUUGUAAUCAACGGUUCUCGUUUUCAUCUUUAAUUUCAUCCUUUUUUCUUCUUUUCACAUUUGUAUUUAUUAUUUGUAUCAAUUAUUACUCCCUUAGUUUCAUAAUAUAAGGCAUUUCACACUUGAUGACCACUAAAUUUUGAUCGAAUUAAGAAAAAAAAAAAAAAAGAAUAUUUCUUUGUGCAAGAGUGUAUGCAUUAUAUAAACAGAUUGCAAUUAAAAUGCAAUGUCAAAGUGUAAACAACUUAUAUAAUGAAAAAUAAGGGAGUAAAUGAUUUUGUGUAUGCUUUAUAAAUUUGAGAUUAGAAUAGAAUAUUUGGGUGACACAGAAAUGAUUCUGUUCACAUUUUCUUUCUAUCUUUAGAAUCUUUUUUUUAGGAAGACUGAAGAGUGGGAUGUGCUUAGGACGACUUGUUGAAAACUUAUUGGUUUGUUGUGCAUAUGAGGUUAGAAUUUAGUAUAUAAAGUUUGUUUUUGCAAAA
Molecule: messenger RNA, 1491 nt
Organism: Chenopodium quinoa (quinoa)
Lineage: Eukaryota; Viridiplantae; Streptophyta; Magnoliopsida; Caryophyllales; Amaranthaceae
Product: CASP-like protein 4C1
Exons: 3
Coding region: 431-1042 (203 amino acids)
Source: RefSeq, a predicted model, not a curated record